This is a messenger RNA of Malania oleifera, 3843 nucleotides long. Its product is annotated as ubiquitin C-terminal hydrolase 12-like. Gene Ontology annotation, cellular component: nucleus; cytosol. Gene Ontology annotation, biological process: regulation of protein stability; protein deubiquitination. NCBI's taxonomy places the organism in Eukaryota, Viridiplantae, Streptophyta, Magnoliopsida, Santalales, Ximeniaceae. The record is from RefSeq and is a predicted model, not a curated record. The transcript is spliced from 32 exons. Bases 150 to 3494 code for a protein of 1114 amino acids. Gene Ontology annotation, molecular function: cysteine-type endopeptidase activity; cysteine-type deubiquitinase activity; protein binding.
GAAAAAACCCAAGGCUUGAGGCUUGAGCUUUGUCCACCCCCGACCUCUCUUCCCUGCAUCGUGUUCACGUUGCAGAGACUCAUUAUUCGUCUUUCUCCCCAAUAUUUCUACACAGAUUGCUCGAUCGGUCGCCUCAUCUCUCUCCACCCAUGACUCUUAUGACUCCGCCACCAUUGGAUCAGGAGGACGAUGAGAUGCUCGUGCCGCACACCGACUUCGUAGAGGGUCCUCAGCCAAUGGAAGUAGCACAAGCAGAAACUGCAAGUACAGAUACUCAGACAGUGGAAGAUCCGGCACCAGCAAGGUUCACCUGGACAAUUGAGUGCUUCUCUAGGUUGAAUACCAAAAAAUUAUACUCUGAUAUUUUCUAUGUUGGAGGUUACAAAUGGCGGGUGCUUAUAUUUCCAAAGGGGAACAAUGUGGACCAUUUAUCGAUCUAUUUAGAUGUUGCUGAUUCUCCAACAUUGCCAUAUGGGUGGAGUAGAUAUGCACAAUUUAGCUUAGCUGUGGUCAAUCAAGCUCAUAGCAAAUGCACUGUGAAGAAAGACACACAACAUCAGUUCAAUGCUCGUGAGAGUGAUUGGGGUUUCACUUCAUUCAUGCCUCUUGGUGAACUCUAUGAUCCUAGCAGAGGUUAUCUUGUGAAUGAUACUUGCAUUGUUGAAGCUGUUGUUGCUGUCCGUAGGGUGAUUGAUUACUGGUCGCAUGACUCAAAAAAGGAGACAGGUUAUGUCGGACUUAAGAACCAGGGAGCUACUUGUUACAUGAAUUCCCUCCUCCAGACACUGUACCAUAUUCCUUACUUCAGAAAGGCAGUGUACCAUAUGCCAACAACCGAGAAUGAUAUGCCGUCAGGGAGCAUUCCUCUGGCAUUGCAAAGUUUAUUUUAUAAGCUCCAGUACAGUGACACUAGUGUAGCGACAAAAGAGUUAACAAAGUCUUUUGGAUGGGAUACAUAUGAUUCGUUCAUGCAGCAUGAUGUGCAAGAACUCAACAGGGUUCUUUGUGAAAAGCUUGAAGAUAAGAUGAAGGGAACUGUUGUUGAGGGCACCAUUCAGCAGUUAUUUGAAGGGCACCAUAUGAACUACAUUGAAUGCAUUAAUGUGGACUACAAAUCAACAAGAAAGGAAUCAUUUUAUGAUCUUCAGCUUGAUGUCAAAGGCUGUCGGGAUGUUUAUGCUUCUUUUGACAAGUAUGUAGAAGUGGAACGUCUUGAGGGUGAUAAUAAGUAUCAUGCUGAACAACAUGGUUUACAGGAUGCUAGGAAGGGGGUCCUUUUUAUUGACUUUCCUCCGGUCCUUCAACUGCAGCUAAAACGGUUUGAAUAUGACUUUAUGCGGGAUACAAUGGUAAAGAUAAAUGAUCGCUAUGAGUUUCCUUUGCAACUUGAUCUUGAUAGAGAGAAUGGGAAAUAUUUAUCGCCAGAGGCAGACAGGACUGUUCGUAACCUUUACACUCUUCACAGUGUUUUGGUUCACAGUGGUGGGGUGCAUGGUGGACAUUAUUAUGCUUAUAUCAGGCCAACUCUUUCUGAUCAGUGGUUUAAAUUUGAUGAUGAACGGGUAACAAAAGAAGAUUGGAAGAGGGCAUUAGAAGAGCAGUAUGGUGGUGAGGAAGAGUUGCCACACACAAAUCCAGGCUUCAACAAUUCUCCAUUCAAAUUUACGAAAUAUUCAAAUGCAUACAUGCUUGUGUACAUACGCGAAAGUGACAAGGAGAAAAUAAUCUGUAAUGUUGACGAGAAAGAUAUUGCUGAGCACCUUAGGAUAAGGUUAAAGAAAGAGCAGGAAGAAAAGGAGCAGAAGAGAAAGGAAAAAGCAGAGGCGCACUUGUAUACUAUCAUAAAGGUUGCACGUAAUGAGGACCUUCUUGAACAAAUUGGCAAGGAUAUUUACUUUGAUCUUGUGGAUCAUGACAAAGUUCGUAGUUUUCGCAUUCAGAAACAAAUGCCUUUCAACCUUUUCAAGGAAGAAGUCACUAAGGAGUUUGGCAUACCAGUGCAAUUUCAACGUUUCUGGCUUUGGGCAAAACGUCAAAACCAUACAUACCGUCCAAAUCGGCCAUUGACUCCUCAGGAGGAAGCACAAUCUGUUGGCCAAUUGAGAGAGGUUUCUAAUAAAGCAAAUAAUGCAGAGCUGAAGCUAUUUUUGGAAGUUGAGCUCGGGCAGGAUAUGCGACCAGUUCCUCCGCCUGAGAAGACUAAAGAGGAUAUUCUUCUUUUCUUUAAACUUUAUGACCCUUUGAAGGAGGAGCUCCGAUACCUAGGGAGAUUAUUUGUGAAGGGUACUGGUAAGCCAGUAGAAAUAUUAACAAAGAUAAAUCAAAUGGCUGGGUUUUUGCCCGAUGAAGAAAUUGAUCUUUACGAGGAAAUAAAGUUUGAACCUAGUGUCAUGUGUGAACACAUUGACAAGAAGGUCGCAUUUCGUGCUAGUCAGCUUGAAGAUGGGGACAUAGUUUGCUUUCAAAAAUCCCUCCCAGUUGAAAGUAGGCAACAAUGCCGCUAUCCUGAUGUUCCUUCAUUUCUGGAUUACGUACAUAAUCGUCAGGUUGUUCGCUUCCGAUCUCUGGAGAAACCUAAGGAAGAUGAAUUCUGCCUUGAGUUGUCAAAGCUUUUCAAUUAUGAUGAUGUGGUAGAAAGAGUAGCUCGCCAUCUUGGCUUGGAUGAUCCCUCCAAAAUCAGGCUUACAUCCCAUAACUGUUACUCCCAGCAACCUAAACCCCAGCCCAUUAAGUACAGAGGAGUGGAGCAUUUGUCCGAUAUGCUGGUCCACUACAAUCAGACUUCCGAUAUUUUGUAUUAUGAAGUAUUGGACAUCCCUCUGCCAGAACUGCAAGGCCUAAAAACUUUGAAAGUAGCUUUUCAUCAUGCUACCAAGGAUGAAGUAGUAAUUCACACUAUUAGAUUGGCAAAACAAAGCACCGUGGGAGAUGUGAUUAAUGACCUUAAGACAAAAGUUGAGUUGUCCAAUCCCAAUGCAGAGCUCAGAUUGCUGGAAGUUUUUUACCACAAAAUCUACAAGAUUUUCCCAAUCAAUGAGAAGAUUGAGAAUAUUAACGAUCAAUACUGGACAUUACGUGCAGAGGAGAUUCCAGAAGAGGAGAAAAGCCUUGGUCCUCGUGAUCGAUUGAUUCAUGUUUACCAUUUUAUGAAAGACACUGCUCAGAACCAGGUGCAGGUUCAGAAUUUUGGGGAACCAUUUUUCUUGGUCAUCCAUGAGGGUGAGACAUUGGCUGAGGUUAAAGGGCGCAUACAGAAAAGACUACAAGUUCCAGAUGAAGAGUUCUCAAAGUGGAAGUUUGCAUUUUUGUCACUUGGCCGUCCUGAGUACCUCCAGGACUCUGAUGUUGUGUCCAGUCGUUUUCAGAGAAGAGAUGUUUAUGGUGCCUGGGAGCAGUAUCUUGGAUUGGAGCACUCUGACAAUGCUCCAAAAAGGUCAUAUGCAGCCAAUCAGAACCGCCACACAUUUGAGAAGCCAGUGAAAAUAUACAACUAGGUAAGUCUGAUGGAGCUUCCACCUGUCCAUUGGCUGAAUCUGAUCUCUCUUAAAAUGCAUGUGCGGCUUUGUGAAAAGAGGAGCAGAGGAAGCUAGCAGUUGAUUUCUGCAAGAUUUAGUUAUUGAUAUUGCUGUAAGUGUAAUUCUUUCUUACGGGUGCAGUGUUAGCUCCAUAGUUUGCAUCUCUCUCUCUCUCUCUCUCUCUCUCUCUCUCUCUCUCUCCAGGGCACACCCAUUAUAGUGGUGUGGUAGGGGGGCAUUUCAUGCUAUUCCAUUGUAAUGUAAUCAGUGCAUUGAGAUUUUUUUUUGGGGGGGGGAGAUGUAUAGAGGGUAUAGGUGUGUUUUGAAC